AUGGGGGGCAAACAUAGCCACCACGAUCAGCACCAUCAACAGCAGCAUCAGCAGCAGUGCAAUAGUGAGCAGCCGUCGCGGAAAGCCACGAAGCAGCCUAAGCCACCGAAGCAACGGAAAGCGAAAGCGAAAUCGAAAUCGAAACGUAACCGCCCGUCCACACUGAGCUAUCUGAACGAUCUGCCCACGGUGGACGACGGUAGUAGUGGCCGCUGGCCCGAGGAACAUCACGAUCAACGUAGCGACGGUUCGACGAGCGCCACCUGGGCGGAGGUAGUGGCAGUCACCGAUGAGCAGCAUCGCUCCCUGGACAACGACGAGGACGUGACCGAGCGUAACGACGGCCGCGGCGAGUGCGACCGCCUCGCGGACGGACCUCGCGUGGGCCAGGAGGCCGCCGCCGCCGACGACGACGACGAAAGUGCAACAAGUUCCGUUACCAUUACGAUUUGCAUGCUGAAAAUGGAAACGAAUGCAGCAGACGGCGAAAUGACGGCGGGCGGCGACAGUCGGACGGUCGAGACCGGACCGGUGACUGGUGGUGAGGCAGCGCCGGCGGAGGAAGAGGUGCCGCGAUCAUCGCCGACACCGCCAUUGCCCGUUGCGAUCGCCGCGAGCGGUGAACUGCUGACGAACAUGGCGGGACCGCGCUGCAAUUGCAACGCCCUACCGAUGGCCCUCGGCGGCACCAGCACUACGACCGCGAUCGACAACCGGCUCAACAACAACAGCGAGCUGUCCGGGGUGGGGCUGACUACCACCACCGCCCCUGCGACAACACCCCCGACGAUCGCGACAGCCACGGCGUUGGCGGUUUGGUCUUCCAAUGCAGCGACGGCCGUUUCACCGUCGCGGUACAAUCUCUUGUUUCAACAGCAUCUGCACCACCAUCACCACCAUCAUCAUCAUCACCACCAUCAUCACCACUUGAUGCACCACCUGCAUCAUCUGCAUCAUCUGCACCACCAUCAUCACGAGGCGCCGAUUGUGGCCACCGCCGAUCCCAUCAGCGCGGAUCACGUCCUGCGCCACCAGUGGACUCCGACUACCACCGCCGACAUCGUCAAUCUGCCCCAGCCGGCUGCCCAUCCCGCUACUGCCACUGCUGCGACCCUUCUCGAUAUCGACGGGAAGGACAAGCUCGAAGGACUGCAGUCGGUGGGGUCGCGGAACGGCAACAAUAACGACGCAUCCAGCAAUCCAGCUCCUCCGGAGCACCCGUACAGUGCCGGCGAGUGUCCGACGUGCUGUGCCAUGGCCCUCGCAGCCUCAGUUACGGGGUCGAGCGGAGCCACCGGAAACAACCUGGCUGCGGCGGCUUCCACAACCACCGAGCGCAUCUACAACGGCAACGUCGGUGAGGUGGAGGAGAAAAUUCUCAACACCUCCAACCAGCCGGCGGCGGCCGAGGCGGUGAUUGCGUCGGAUGUGACUACGGCCGGUGCAAGUGCAGCUGCUCCAACGGUCGAACCGGAGGCAGCAUCCUCGGCAGCGGCGGCGGUAUCGCAACAGCAGGCGGCCACUUCUUCGUCCUGCGAUGGUACCGGGAUGAGAGCGGAGGCGGUGGAGGACAAUUCCUCGAACCCGGCAGCAACAACAACACGGUCGGGUACGGUGGUGGAUGCUGCCGUUGCUGCGUCUUCGUCGGUAUCACCGAGCUCGGCAAACUCAACCACCGACAGUUCACCAACGACCACGGCCACUGUCGGUGCAGCUGAGGCAGCAGUAGCAGGAUCAGCAACAGCAACAGCUCCAGUAACACCUGGACCGUGCUGUCGUAAGCAAUCGACGUCCGCCGCGGCCACCCUGUUCAGUUCCUUAUCGCUCUCCGGGCGUCGAUCGCGCAGCAGCAACAGUGCUGCGCAGACAGGCUCGACAGGACCGUGCCGCAAUUGCUGCCAGAGCAACGAUCAGCCAGCGGAUCAGCAACAGCAGCAGCGAUCGUUUGCAACCUGGAUUUCCGGUGGUCGCGACCGUAACGCAAACGGUGGCACUGCCAGCAAAGCCAGCAACGGCAAUGACGGCAAACCGAAGAAGGGCAAUUGGCGUGUUUCCUUAAACUGUAGCAUCCUCCGUGGUGGUGCCGGAGCGGCUGCCAAAUCGUCGUCAUCUCCAUCAUCACCGCUUGCCACAGCCGACGGUGGUAACGUGAUGGUCAAAGGAUCAUCACCUUCUGGAUCACCGGCUGCGACUCCUUCGGUGGCAACAACCGUUGCUGCAACGCCUUUCAGUGCCCAAAACAGUAUUGCUUCGGCGGGGACGGCUAGUGCCUUGUCUUCAUCGGCCACCCAUCAUCGUGGGCCGACCUCACUGCUGGCGUCGAGUGUAACGGCUAAGCUGCUUAAGGGCGGCGAAUCCGAUAAGGAGGACUCUUGCGUUUGUACGGCCUACCGGAAGAUGAGCGAAUCACCGCCGCCACCAGCACCAGCAGCAGCGGUUGUCGAUAUGGCGGAAGUGGCUGCCGAUCUUAGUGUGGCGCCCAGCAGCACCUGGAUCACGAGCCCGGUGCUGCGGGCGACCAGCGGUGGCACUAUGACCACCUUGCGCCCUGGUUCUACGGUGCCACUGGCGCCGGGUCAGCCGCGACUCAUCGUUGGAACAUCGAACCGAACCGCGGGUCCGAUUAUGGGCACCGUCAGCAAUGAUGCCGUACCGCCGGCGCUAAUGCACAACCACCAUCAUCACCACGCGCUGGCCACGGCCGCCGCGAUGGCCGGGGACCAUCCGCGGUUCUUCUUCCCGGUGACGGCCGCAACCGCAGCGGGAGCGCAACCCGUCCACCAUCAUCACCAUCACGGCCGCGGUGGUCCACAACCGCUCAUCCUGGUGUCCGCCUCCGCCGGUGUGUUCGAUCUCGGAAGUGACGAAUUCUCGCUAGAGGAUUGCGACGAACGGGCGCGGAUACAGCGUGAGCUGGAGAUCCGUGAAGGGGUCGACGCACCACCCAACUUCCACACCCGGCGGCUCGUGCCGGGAGGCAGCCUCACGUCGGGUCCGGGCGCCAACCACCCGAUUGCGUUCCUGUGCACGCGUGACCUGCUCCAGCGUAGCCUGCUGCUCGCAAACAAUUUCUUCCACCCGGACGAUUCGAUCGCCGGCGGCGCCGGUGCGGUCGGUGGUAUCGGAGGAAUUCCGGGUACCGUCGGUGGGCUCCACUCGCGGAUACACUCGCAGGUCGACUUCAUCCACUGCCUGGUGCCGGAUCUGCAGAAGAUUACGAGCUGCAGCUUCUACUGGGGCAAGAUGGACCGGUACGAGGCCGAGCGGCUGCUGGAGGGCAAACCGGAGGGAACGUUCCUGCUGCGCGAUUCCGCCCAGGAGGAGUUCCUGUUUUCCGUUUCCUUCCGGAAGUACAACCGCUCGCUGCACGCCCGGAUCGAGCAGUUCAAUCACAAAUUCAGCUUUGAUUCUCGCGAUCCGGGCGUUUACACGGCCUCGACGGUGACCGGGCUGCUGGAGCACUACAAGGACCCGUCGUGCGUGAUGUUCUUCGAGCCGAUGCUGACGUUCCCGUUGAACCGCAACUUCAGCUUCAGCCUGCAGCAGCUCUGCCGGGCGGCGAUCGUGAGCAACACGACGUACGACGGCAUCAACGAGCUCGCGUUACCAAAGUCUCUGAAGGCGUACCUGAAGGAGUACCACUACCGGCAGCGGGUCCGCUUGCGGCCACUGGACGAGCACCUCUACUCCAACGCGUAG
This is a messenger RNA of Anopheles bellator, 3699 nucleotides long. Its product is annotated as mucin-2-like. Bases 1 to 3699 code for a protein of 1232 amino acids. The record is from RefSeq and is a predicted model, not a curated record. NCBI's taxonomy places the organism in Eukaryota, Metazoa, Arthropoda, Insecta, Diptera, Culicidae. Gene Ontology annotation, molecular function: 1-phosphatidylinositol-3-kinase regulator activity. The transcript is spliced from 6 exons. Gene Ontology annotation, cellular component: phosphatidylinositol 3-kinase complex. Gene Ontology annotation, biological process: phosphatidylinositol phosphate biosynthetic process; intracellular signal transduction.